CUGAUGGACUAGGGACGCCUGGGUAGCUCAGUCGGUUAAGCGUCCGACUGCCGCUCAGGUCGUGAUCUCGCGGUUUGUGAGGUGCAGCCCCGACUUGGGCUCUGUGCUGACAGCUGGGACCGGAGCCUGCUUUGGAUUUUGUAUCUCUCUCUCACUCCCACUCCCUCUCCCGCUCUCCCUCCCAUGCUCACACUCUGUCUCUCUCUCAAAAAUAAACAAUCAUUAAAAAAUGUUUUUAAAUAAAAUAACUAAAUAAUUAAUGGACUAGCUCGAUUCAUUAUAACAUUUUUUUGAGAUUGAAACUGAGGGCGCCUGGGUGGGUCAGUCGGUUAAGCCUCAGACUUCGGCUCAAGUCAUGAUCUCACAGUUCAUGAGUUCCAGCCCCAAGUCAGGCUCUGUGCUGACAGCUCAGAACCUGGAGCCUCCUUGGGAUUCUGUGUCUCCCUCUCUCACUCUGCCCCUCCCCUGUCUCUCUCUCUCUCAAAGAUAAACAUUAAAUAAAAAAUAAAGAAUUAAUGGAUUAGCUUGAUUCAUCAGGGAAAUACAGCUCAAAACCACACUGAGAUACCACCUCACACCUGUCAGAAUGGCUAAAAUUAACAACUCAGGAGACAACAGAUGCUGGCGAGGAUGUGGAGAAACGGGGACCCUCUUGCACUGUUGGUGGGAAUGCAAACUGGUGCAGCCGCUCUGGAAAACAGUGUGGAGGUUCCUCAAAAAAAAUUAAAAAUGGACCUACCCUAUGACCCAGCAAUAGCACUGCUAGGAAUUUGCCCAAGGGAUACAGGAGUGCUGAUGCAUAGGGCACAUGUACCCCAAUGUUUAGAGCAGCACUCUCAACAAUAGCCAAAUUAUGCAAAGAGCCUAAAUGUCCAUCAAUUGAUGGAUCGAUAAAGCAGAUGUGGUUUAUAUAUACAAUGGAGUACUACCUGGCAAUCAGAGAGAAUGAAAUCUUGCCAUUUGCAAUAAUGUGGAUGGAACUGGAAGGUAUUAUGCUAAGUGUAAUAAGUCAGUCAGAGAAAGACAGAUACCGUAUGUUUUCACUCAUAUGUGGAACUUGAGAAACUUAACAGAAGACCAUGGGGGAGGGGAAGGGGAAAAAAUUAGCUACAGAGGGAGGCAGACCAUAAGAGACUCUGAAAUACAGACAACAAACAUGGUUGAUGGGAAGGGCGGGGGAGAGGAGAAAAUGGGUGAUGGGCGUUGAGGAGGGCACUUGUUGGGGUGAGCACUGGCUGUUGUAUGUAAGUGAUGAUGAACCACGGCAAUCUACCCCCAAAACCAAGAGCACACUGUAUACAAUGUUAGCCAACUUGACAAAUUAUAUUUAAAAAAAUUAUAAAGAAGGAAUUAAUGGACUAGCUUGAUUUGUUAUAACAUUUUUUGAGAUUGAAACACUGAUUUUGAGGGCGCCUAAGUGGCUAGGUCGGUUGAGCAUCCAACUUGGGCUCAGAUCAUGAUCUCACAGUUCAUGAGUUCCAGCCCCACCUUGGGCUCUUUGCUGACAGCUUGGAGCCUGGAGCCUGCUUCAGGUUCUGUGUCUCCCUCUCUCUCUCUGUCCCUCCCCUGCUCACACUCUGUCUCUCAAAAAUAAAAAUAAAUAUUAAAAAAAAAGAAAUGUUGAUUUUGAGACUUUGGUGGUAAUCGUGUUUGAUUAAUGACAGUGCAGCCUUAUACUGGCUUAAUGUAAACACAUAAAGGAGGCGAAAGAAAAUAAAGAUUUAGGUUGAGAACGAUCCGUUUGAUAAUUUGAUGAGAGAUCUAUUCCUUCUGUGGUGCCUGGGUGGCUCAGUCGGUUAAGUAUCGGAUUUCAGCUCAGGUUGUGAUCUGGGCUCAUGAGUUCGAGCCCAGUGCCAGGCUCUGUGCUGCCAGCUCAGAGCCUGGAAUCUGCUUUAGAUUCUGUGUCUCCUUCUCUCUGCCCUUCCCCCAAUUAUGCUCUGUGUGUCUCACCCUCUCUCAAAAAUAAACAAACACUAAAAAAUUUUUAAAAGACAUCAAUUCCUUCCCUCCUCUACCUGGCUCUCACCAAAUCCGGACUGCUCUAGGGUUUUUAAACGAGUUUAAUGUUUACACAUCGUGAUUUUACAAGCGGCUUUUCUGUAAGGCGUUUUGUAAAAAGCAGGGCAUGGACCCAAUUCGGUGGUGCGCGAUGGGAUACAGUUUUGUAUUCCCUUCCAUCUGGCAUUCUCUUCCAUCUGGCAACUUUGUGGUCUCUAAAGUUUGAUAUGGACAGUAGAAGGGCUACUUUUGAGAGUCUGGACAGGAGUUUUAGACAAUGAUCAGUAUUGACAGUUUUGUUUUGUUUUUUAAAUGUAAAUCUGACUUGUUUCUCCGUGUCGCUUUAAAAAAAAAUUUUUUUUUUACGUUUAUUUAUUUUUGAGAGACAGAGUGAGACAGAGCAUCAGCGGGGGAGGAGCAGAGAGAGAAAGACACAGAACCCGAAGCAGGCUGCAGGCUCUGAGCAAGCUGUCAGCACAGAGCCUGACCUGGGGCUCCAACCCACGAACCGUGAAAUCAUGACCUGAGCUGAAGUUGGACGCUCAACCAACUGUGCCAUGCAGGCGCCCCAACUGUAUCACAUUUUUUUCUAGUGGUUUUGGGGUGAAAUGCUGUUUUCGCCCUUCACACUUUAGAUAAAUUGAUGGCAAGUGAAUGCUCUCCACCUUGAAGGAGAAUCUUCAAAUUGCUUUUGAAAAAUGCCUUUGAAAUGUCUUUAAUGUCUAAAAAACGUAUUAUAAAAAAACAGAUGGCUUCUUGUUCGUAUGUUAUUAAGAGUUUAGGUUUUCUAUCAGAAAAUACAAGCGAGCUUUAUUUUAAGUAAACUCAUUUUGCAGGACUUUGAAUUUAGUGAACUGUAUUAAUUUGCAACUGCUUCAAGGUUGGACUCUAAGAAAGUGUUGCAGAAACUUUAUGUGAUGUGAAGAAGUGAAAAGGAACUAAAAUUUAUGCUGUGCCUGCUGCGAACCAGACAUGAUGCCCAGUGCCCGACUUUCAUUUGGUCUUACACAGCUCUGUAAAGUAGAUAUUAUUCCAGCUUUAGGAGUUAAGAAAUCGAGGCACAGAGAGGUUAAAUACCUGCUUGAAGCAAAAUAGCAAAUUUUGCAAUUUGGAUUUGGAUUCAAGUAUUUUUUUAAUGUUUAUUUAUUUUGAGAGCAAGCCAGCCAGCGUGCAGGGGGAGGGGCAGAGAGAGAGGGAGAGAGAAUCCUCAGCAGGCUUCAUGCUGUCAGUGCAGAGUCAGACACGGGGCUCAAUCCCACACCAUGAGAUUAUGACCGGAGUCGAAAUCAAGAGCUAGAUGCUUAACUCACUUGGCCACCCAGGCGCCCCUGGAUCCUAUUUUUAAAAGCCCAGUUGUUUGUAUUAUGUCCUAGUAUUUAAAAUUUGUCUACAAGAAAUUGUUGCUACAUCUUCAGCGUACAAGUGCAAUGGGAAUGAAAAUUACAUGUUGGGACCCCGAAUAUUUGUGGCCCAUGUGCUCCAUGACUACUGGUUCUGUUGGGAGGAUGUUAUGCAUACCCAGAUAAUGAAAUAAUAAUAGCUAACAGUGGGUGCCUUUGCCAUGACAGCUGUGGUUUUAAGCACUUGUCAUGUUUCAAUUAAUCUCCAUAUCUGUAUGAGGUCUGUACUAUUAUCCUCAUGUUACAGAGAAGCACAGAGAAGUUACACAGCUAGUCAGUGGAGGAACUGAAUACCUAAACCCAGGUAUUCAGGCCCCAAGCCUAAGGUCUUAAUGCUAUUUGAUGUUUCCCUUUGUGUAACAAUUACCUUAAAAUCAUUAAAGUGGGAGUGUUCUGGUACUUUGGGGAAGGCAGUGUUAACUUCCAGAUGGGAUGACUUAGCACCUUUGCUUUGUGGAGAUGGAACUUGAGUGGAGCUUUGAAGGAAUAGGUUCCCCUAGGUGGAGAAACGGCAGGGUGUUGUGGGUAGAGGUCAUGACAGGAAUGAGAGAUUCAAACAGUGCAAGAUCGAUGUUGAUGUGUAAAUGUGCCACACACAUAGAAAUGUCUGGAGUCCAGUGAUGGACUCCAUGCGUGUUGCUCCCAUGUCUAACUACAGCCAAGUUUCAGCUACAGUGUAAGUAAUCCGGUAGGGAAUUGUCUGGUUUUAAGAGAGUAACUGCGGUGGCAGACAAACAGGAAGUCAUUUAUCUUUAUUUAAAAAAUUUUUUUAACAUUUACUUAUGAGAGAGAGAGACAGAGCGGAAGCAGGGUAGGGGGGAGGGCGAGGGAGACACAGAAUCCCGAAGCAGGCUGCAGGCUCCAGGCUCUGAGCUGGCAGCACAGGGCCCCACGAUGCGGGGUUCGAACCCACAAACCGCGAGAUCAUGACCUUAACCGACUGAGCCACCCAGGUGCUUUUAAAAAGCAGCUGGGAAUUAUGUUCUCUUGUUCAUUUGUUUCCAGCUUUUACUCUGUAGCCUUUAAGUUGCGAAGCAUUCGCUUCACAGUUUUGAAUUUGUGUUUGAUCUUGAUUCUUACUCCUCGUUGUGGCAAUAGAGCCCUUCGAUUUUAAAGGUUUAUUCGAGAUCACUCAUGGAAGAGUUUUGUCACUCUCUAAAAUUCAGCCAGGACUCUCAGUUAGAGUUGGCAUCAGGAGAACAGAUCCGUAUUAAGUUUGUGAAAAGUCUGUGAAGUAACUUUGUUAUGUGUUGCUUUUCAGGAGUAGGUGGUUUGCCAGACUCAGGUGACCAGGCAGUUUCACACAUAAACCCUCCAGCAAAUUUAGAAAUAACUAGGCCCAACGCAGAGGAAGUGGAGUGCUGCUGUUGCACAAAAAAGAUGUCGAGCGGCUCCAGUGAAGUGGAUGUGAAAAGAACACGAAUACCUGCUUAUGAUGAUGAUAACACUGUUCUUUAUGCAUAUGAACCACAUACUGCAUAUGUCCAUAAUCAGGAAGCUGUUCUAUCUGACACAUCCUACAACGAAGAGCAACAAAAAACAGUUCAGGACGUCCUUACUCAUUGUCAGGUCAUCUAUGAUGCCAUUCAAAACCUGGAUAAGAAAUUUGAUGUCAUUGAUGGAAAAGUUUCAAAAAUCCACCGUUUACGUGUGAAAUCAAUAUGGCAAAAUCGCAAGCCAUUUCGAUAUGCAUACAAAAAUUACAAUUACCUGCUUUCCAGAAAGAUCAGGUUUCAGAAAAUGAGGAGAAAGGAGACUCCUUCCUUAUCUGAACCUAAAAGCUAUAGCCCAACUAUUCCAGUAGAAAGGCCCAACUAUGAUUUCCAGAGCAGCUCUCUAGAAACAUCUUACCAUGCAGAGCCAGAGUCCCCAGAACGGGAUCCAGAGUCACUCUACCAGCGGCGGGAAUCGCGCAUGAGCCGGAGUCCGUCGCUUCUCUCCAUCUUCACUACACAGUCAUACCGGCCAUAUUUCACACCCGAUCCAGUACAGGAGGGCUCCUCUUGCAUACCUUGCUAUGAUAGCCCAGAGGCCCACAGCACCACCAGUCUCUUCUCACCUCUCCGAGCAUCCACGGCGAUACCUGAAGGCUCGUUGACACAAGCUGAUCCCAGUUCACCAGAGAACCGUGACAUGAUGGCUUUUCCAAGUUCACCGGAAAAUGAGAGCCUCGGCCAUACUGCCUCAUCCCUUUACAUCCCAGGCAACUUUGCUACAGGUUCACCUGUUGGAAAUAAUCCAGGUGUCCUGAGAGACUUCCCUGCGGACCCUUCAACCUGGUCUGUGGAUGAAGUGAUCCUGUUUCUGAAACAAGCAGACCCUCAGACACUCACCCCUAUCGCUGACCUCUUCAGGCAACAUGACAUUGAUGGGAAGGCUCUGCUACUCCUCAAGAGUGACAUGAUGCUGAAGUACAUGGGGCUGAAGCUGGGGACCGCCGUGAAGUUGUGUCACUACAUUGAUGGGCUUAGAGGAGAAAAACACAUUGACAAUUGAAAAAAUGUUUCUGUACACUUAGCUUGGCCUUCAUUUAGGGAGACCAGUGCCAUCUUGGGGUAAAACCAUUUCCCUGCCCUUUAGAAGUUGUUGUUGUAUAGAAGGUUCUUCUACAAACAUGUCAUAUCCAGACUUGCAGGGCUCCGUUACAGUCUAGUCUACUAUUUUAGAAGCCAUUUAACAUGUUAGUAUUGGCAUAUUCAAAUUGGUUGUUGGUUCUUUACAUAUUUUUAUUAUUUUCAUUAUAUAGUUUACAAAUGUACUUCAUGCAGGAAACAGAAACACCUCUAAUUUCUGUUCAUCUUUUUCUGUAGAACCAAAAUAGCUGGAUCCCAAAGAGAAAAUAUCAGGGACUGGCAAAUUCUGUAAUAAAACCCAUGAGCCUUCCUUACAAGAAAACUUAAAAGACGCAAAUAUAGAUAUCACCUUUCUACAAUAUUUUAUGUUUGUACUGCAAGGUUCUGUUCAUAUUCUGUCAGCUUCCCAAAAGGGAAAGCCAUAUAAAUUAUUUUCCUUUCUAUUAUUAUUUCUACAUAUGUUAUAUUUGUUCCUAUUUUUAAAAAAAGGCAACCUUAUAAGCUUUCUUGAAAUAUUCUUAGCAGUUUUUGGGUAAAUUAUAGAGUAGUCAUUUUAUACAAGAGAUACUUAUUUUAAAACUUCCAUAUUUUGCAUAAAUUUGGACAUUGCACCAGGCAUUCAAUGCUCACAUAUCUAUAAAGGUGUCUAUGUCCAGAUUUUUAAAAGAUGUAUAUUUUAGUCUGUGUUUAUUCCUCAUAAGGAUACUGUUUCAUAUUUAUAUUUUAUUCUAUAUAUGAAGUAUACGCACAAGUACAUCUUUUCUUUUUGAAUUUAAAAUAGCACUUUGUACCUCCACAUAGGUAAAUAUUAACUAUUUAGUGAGAUGUUUUUAUUCUGUUAAAAAUACUCACAUUAUUUGCCAUCACUACUGAUACCUCUGACCUUACUCUUCAGGGUUUCCUUCCAGGGAAGUUCUCUGUCUUAUGCAAUGUUUCUAGUUAAUUUGCUUCCUGAGCCAAUUAUCCUACUAAAUUUGGGAAGAUAUGUUACUUCUGAUUGGUCAUUUUGAACUUUAUUUUAAAAAUUAGAACUUUCAAGUGAAACAUGUUCAUUUUUAUUGUUUUGUUAUUUAUUACCUUGUAUAACAUUUGAUGUAAUAUUUAUAAGCUGUGAGAAUUGGUGCUAAGUGUAUUAGCCAUUUGUUAUUAAAUGCCAAUAAAAUGUUCACCGGGGGCAAAAAUGUACAUUUUCCUUUUAGAAAACCAAGUGUGCUUUAUAAACACAUGCAAUUAUUUACUGGGCAUCUGUGAUUUAAAAGGUGCUUUUAUUUAUGUUUUUCAUUUCUUUUAUUUCGUAUAAGACCAGAUUCUAUUUUAAACUUGAUUUUCUCUCAAAUUGUUUGUGUGAAGAUGCCGGUGCCCGGUUGAACAGUCCUCAGGUGUUUGUAUGAAUACUAUGUUUUACAAUUUUCGGAUUUAAAAAUUUAAUAAAGUUUAAAAAACACAAUAA
This is a messenger RNA of Panthera uncia (snow leopard), 7421 nucleotides long. It is a transcript of the gene SCML1, whose product is annotated as Scm polycomb group protein like 1. Gene Ontology annotation, molecular function: protein binding. The coding region runs from base 4644 to 5894 and encodes 416 amino acids. The record is from RefSeq and is a predicted model, not a curated record. The transcript is spliced from 7 exons. NCBI's taxonomy places the organism in Eukaryota, Metazoa, Chordata, Mammalia, Carnivora, Felidae.